CCACGAUGCUGCUGCCCGUGUUGCUCAUCACCUUCUUGGCCGCAUUCAGCUCCGUUGGUGAUGCUUCCGUUCGGGUAAACGCUAGAUGCGGCUUCCAUAUCACGGCAUCGGGAGGCUUCAAUGGCUCCAUCGGGGAGUUGCAAAACGGCCAAAUAAGAGGAAGCGAUGAGCUAUCGCCGACGCUCUUCACUUGGUUCGGGGAUUCUUUCACGGAUCAGCAGGGCAGGGGAUGCUGGUGGACGCGUAUGACCUCCCCAACGUCUGCUCUCCAGUGCGAUUGGAACCAACGGCCGGAUCACGGCUUCGAGAUUGGCUGCUAUGGUGGUCUAUCGUAUAGGGACCAGUCCACAUUCUACGAGUGCUGCACCGGCGACGGCGACGAGGUCGACAUCUACCUUGAGCCCAAUGGCGUCAGGUGCUCCGAAAUCACACUGCACGCCGACAGCUGCCAGCCCCCGUGCGCCGAAGAAAACUCUUCUUUUUCAUUACAAUCGCCGUCGUCUUCUACUUCCGCGUCCCCUACUACUACUACUACUACUACUACUACUACUCGGACACAUGCCCCCACUACAAGCAUAACGGGAGAAGGCGGACAGAGUUCAAGCCCCAACCCGCAAACACCAAAACCCACACCCACCACCUCCCCGCCACCAACAGCCAACACCCCGCCCACCAUCGCCGGCACCUGCGCCGUGCUCCUCGCCCAGGGCCCCGACCAGAUCAUCCUCGUCGACGCCGGCAACCCCGACACGAGCUACGGCGCCAACCCGGACAUGCGCGUGCAGCUGUCGCCCAACGCCUCGGCCAUCUUCGUGUUCGGCUUCGACGCGGCGGACGCGGGGAAGCAGUGCGCGCUGGUGUUCGACCUGCCGGCGCCGGAGCAGGGGCGGUCGCCGUAUUACUCGUUGACGGGCCAGGGGGCGGUGCGCUUUGCGGUUCUGGACGGUCCUGGAGAGUGGAUGGAUGGUGGUACGGGGACGGGAAAGGGAAAGGGAAAGGGAAAGGGAGGUAGUACGACGUAUAAUACGAGGCCGAAGGUCGCGAUGCCGCUGGAGAAGGCGGUACUUGUGCCGGGGGUCGGGAUCGAGCCGCUUUCGUUCCCGUGUCCUGGGGUAGAGGCGGAGGUCGCGUUUGAGAUGAGUGAUGAGCCCGGCUCCGAUACGUGUUUGGAGUAUAGGCAGGAUUGGCCGGGGGUUUUGGUGGGGUUGUAUGUUGUUAAGUGUUAAGUGUUGAGAUGUGAGAUGUGAGAUGGUGGAUGUGGAAAGGGGUGUGUGAGUCUAUCUCCCUUUUGGAGGUGGGAAAGGGGGGCAUUUUGGAACUUUAGGACUUGGGGUCUUUAUGGGGUUAGAAGUUGGUGGUGGAUAUGCUACUCUUUAUUUACCUAUUUUGGGGGCUGUUUUACUUCGAGGUCAAGGUCACCUACUAUGGUGUUAUGUUUUGGAGCUUUUUGGGGCAAUGUUGGGUUGUAGGUGGUUAUAGUCUCGGUUGUGGGGAGGUAUAAAGGUGCACAAUAUCUGCCCGCAUAUUCAUGUGGU
This is a messenger RNA of Hypoxylon fragiforme, 1535 nucleotides long. RefSeq lists its product as uncharacterized. The transcript is spliced from 2 exons. The record is from RefSeq and is a predicted model, not a curated record. Lineage: Eukaryota; Fungi; Ascomycota; Sordariomycetes; Xylariales; Hypoxylaceae. The coding region runs from base 6 to 1226 and encodes 406 amino acids.